Molecule: messenger RNA, 1592 nt
Organism: Mya arenaria
Lineage: Eukaryota; Metazoa; Mollusca; Bivalvia; Myida; Myidae
Exons: 6
Coding region: 377-1453 (358 amino acids)
Source: RefSeq, a predicted model, not a curated record
CAAGAGAUGACUGUCGUGUUGUUAGAUGUGGGAAAAUAUAAAACACUCAACGUUAAAGUAUUUCUAAAGAAGACAAUUUAGAAAGAUGAAUCUGUGCUUUCAUUAUGUUGUACUUUGAAAUGAUAUUGUACCUCUUCCUGCAACACACCUGUUAAGUGUAACAGUGUAAUACUGCGAAAACAUCCUCAACAGUUCCGAUAUAUAGAACGCCUGGUCCUUGGUGUACGCUUUCACAGUUUCUAGGCUGCAUCAGCAAAAUAUAAAACAAAUUCUGCCAGCGCCCUAUAAUUGCUGCAUUAUGGCUUGACCCCGUCACAUUUCCAUGUGUGACUGAAAUUGGAUAGCAUGCGUAUCUUAAAAAUCUUUAACAAAUGACAUGGCAGCACGUGAACCCGCGGGCAAUUCCCAUUUAAAAGCAUCUGAACCAAACACUGAAAAUUUACCCCCAGCACAGCCUGAAACCCGACCCGAACAAGGGCACCCGCUACAGGAAACAUUAGCAUCUGACUUGGGCCAUGAUAGUCUUGUGGUUCAUCACUCAGGGCUACCAGAAGAUGUCCAUGCCGCGUCUGUGCGUGUGUGUGAGGUUAUGGACAAAAUAGGCUACAAUGAGGCCAUGGUCAGACACCGACAGGAGAAUUACAAAAAGAGUGGUAUUAUAACCAUUACUGGCAGUAAAGGCGAGGGUUUCUCUACCCCCUAUGAGAGUGACACUGACUGUUUUUGCCUUAUGAAUGAAAUCCUGUGUAGAGAACAUGGAUAUGCCAGCCUGCAACGACGGGACAUCAACGCUGUUUUCAUAAUGGAUGGCGAACACUGCCACCCUGGACACUUCUGGCUUAAACUUGACCACUUGGGAGCAGAAGGACGUACUGUUAUUAAAGAUGCUUUGUUUGUUCAUACAAAUGGACAAAAAUAUCUCUCAAGUCAUACAUUUACUGAAGAAGGCAAAAAUAUGACCCAUGGAAAAGUAUCAGGUCCAGCUUUAACACUAACCCAUCAAUCGAUAAACACUGACACUGUGAUUGCCCUUCCCAUUCAACAACAAAUGCUCUCAGAGUGGAUUAGCAGACCAAGGCACCACAGCUGGCCAUCCCCUGAACUGAAACAAGAAAUAUCCAAACUAGGAGCCUACCUUGUUCCAGUUGGCUGUAAGGGCAGUGAAACCAAACACAUGGAGUGGAGAGUGGGCUUUAUAGGUGAACAGAAACUCACAGACAGUUUCACAGAGUGCCAGUAUAAACUGUACAAUGUUCUGAAAUUUCUUAUGAAAACAGAACUAAAACCAAUCUGUGAUGAAAUGUCAUCCUACAUUGUAAAGAAUAUUGUAUUUUGGUUUAUUGAAUUAACUCAGCAAGAGUUAUUUUCCAAAGAAAAUAUGCUGAACAUCUCCUUUCUUGUCUGCAAAAGCUACAAAAAGCAAUCAGGGAUGAUUGUCUUUCUUACUUCAUGAUCCCUGGCAGAAACCUGCUGAUAGGAAGAAUCAGCCAGUCACAACAACAGCAGCUAAUUGCUAAGCUAGAUGAGCUGAUACAGGAAGGUCCCCGUGUGAUACUGAGAUGCCCCAAAGUGCUUGAAGCCCUGUAUAAUAU